CUUCCUUUCCCCUUUUUAUUUUCUAAGAUAAAGCGGAUGCCAUGGGGAAGAACAAGAAUGCGACCAAGGCACUAACCCAGGAAGAAAUCUGGGACGACUCUGCGCUCGUACAAAGUUGGGACGAAGCAGUAGAAGAAUACAAGCUCUACCAUAGCAUUCAUGCCAAAGGGGAAAAUGUUGAAGAUGUACUGAGGGAUGCUCAGGACGCCGAAAAUGGAAAAGUAGUUCCAGAGGAUGGUCAAGGAGUGGUCGACCAAGAUGACCACAUGGAGGCCGAUGUUGAAGAGCCGGCGAUCGAUACAGUAGCGGCUUCCUCUGAGGCUCAGCACAUACCACAGGCGGAUGUUUUGCAAAACGCAGGUAGCCCAGAGGUUCCUGUUCAGAGAACGAAUGACCCAGCUGGGCCCGGUGUUAUGGGAUCUGCCAUGCCUCAGACAUUGUUAUCGCAAGUCCAAGAUGAAGGACUGAAGAAUCUUAUGAUGUCCUGGUACUUUGCAGGAUAUUACACUGGUCUUUACGAAGGGCAACAGAGAGCAAGCCAAAAUAAGAGUUCAUGACUUAUCUCUCGCUACAAAUGAUAGGCACUUACUGCCUCACUAUUAAUACAAGAGGUGACAUGAACCGCCACUGCACCUAACUAUGCCCUCGGAGACGAGUAUUCUAGAUGCUGCGGUCAGUUGGUCUUCUGACUGAGCCACUGGGCUAGGGAAUAGAUUGGGUCAUCAACUGGAAGCCAGCCUUAUACGCGUGUCUUCAGAACCAUCUUCAUAUAUCAAUCGUUCGCCCGUGGGCUGAUGUUCAAGGCAAUGAUUUCUCGCAUAUUAGCCCUAAUUGGGCACAAUGGGGAUAUAGCAGAAUUCCAAGAAUAACCCCUGCAGGCAAGGAGUGCAUCAACACAUUAAUCAGACAGAUUUUAAGAUACUCAAACACAUUAUUAU
Messenger RNA from Aspergillus pseudonomiae, 938 nucleotides. RefSeq lists its product as uncharacterized. The record is from RefSeq and is a predicted model, not a curated record. Bases 42 to 557 code for a protein of 171 amino acids. Lineage: Eukaryota; Fungi; Ascomycota; Eurotiomycetes; Eurotiales; Aspergillaceae. The transcript is spliced from 4 exons.